UCUUUGGCCUUGACCGGUGUAUCUGUGGCAGAAUCUGGGAGAGGUACAAAGUCAACAAGUCAAUAAAGCCAUCUUGGAUGACGGCUGAAGUUUCAGAGGCUGAAUGUUCCUGAUCGGUGUUCGCUGACGGCAGCAGAUGAAGAGUCCCUCCAGCCUGCUGGAGUCCUCUCAGACGCUCAAAGUGUUUCAGUGAGAGAAGAAAGAGAGGACAGGUGAACAUGCAGCUCUUCCUGGCUCUCUGCUUUCUGCUGGGAAUCCCCAGCGGGGCUCCAGAAAUUCACUCUCUGAAGCAUUUCUACACUGCUUCAACUCAAGUUCCAAACUUUCCAGAGUUUGUACAAGUUGGAUUGGUGGAUGAACUUCAAAUCACUCACUUCGACAGCAACACCAGGAGAAAAGUUCCCAAACAUGACUGGGUGAAUAAAAUCACGGAACAAGAUCCAGAGUACUGGGACAGAUCCACUGAAAGGAAUUUGGAACGUCAGCAAACCUUCAAAGUAAACAUCAACAUCAUGAAGAAGCGUUUGAACCAAACUGGAGGUGUCCAUAUUCUCCAGACCAUGUAUGGUUGUGAAUGGGACGAUGAAACUGAUGAAGUGAACGGAAAUUGGCAGUACGGUUAUGAUGGAGAAGAUUUCAUCUCUUUGGACCUGAAGACAGAAACAUGGAUCGCUCCAGUUCAACAGGCUGUUCCCACAAAACACAAGUGGGACAAUGACAAAGCAGAUUUGGUUUAUCUUAGAAACUACCUCACCACAGACUGUGUUGACUGGCUAAAGAAGUAUGUGGAGUUUGGUCGGAGCUCACUGAUGAGAAAAGAUCUUCCCUCAGUGUCUCUCCUCCAGAAGACUCCCUCCUCUCCGCUCACCUGCCACGCUACAGGUUUCUACCCCGACAGAGCCGACUUGUUCUGGAAGAAAGACGAGGAGGAGCUCCAUGAGGACGUGGUCAAAGGAGAGAUCCUCCCCAACCAUGACGGGAGCUUCCAGAUGAGCGUUGAUCUGGAUCUUUCAGCGCUCAAAGAUGAAGACUGGGGGAGGUACAGCUGUGUGUUUCAUCUGGCUGGAGGACAGGAAGUCUCCAAGAGACUGGACAAACGGGACAUCAGGACCAACUGGAAGACAAAUGAUGGAGGUCAGAGACUCUUCAUUUCACUCUCAUUCUCUCCUGUGUCUUUUGUUCCGUUCUGAUGUUUCUCUUUGUUGACAGCAGCUUCACUCCUAUCAGUGUGUUUUUAUCUGCUCAUCAGUUCAAGAAGCUCAAGAACUUCCUGCUUUUUCUGAGUUUCUCUUGAAAAGUUUUUCUCACCACCGUCCAGUUUUUCUGCUUGUUUUGGUUUUGAUUCUCUGAAUUCCUGUUUUCUGCUCACAUCAUUCCGUGACUCUGUGUCUGAGGAGCUCAUCUGAAGAAGGAAGAAUCUGCUCUGAUAGCACAAU
Molecule: messenger RNA, 1436 nt
Organism: Salarias fasciatus (jewelled blenny)
Lineage: Eukaryota; Metazoa; Chordata; Actinopteri; Blenniiformes; Blenniidae
Product: class I histocompatibility antigen, F10 alpha chain-like
Exons: 5
Coding region: 219-1190 (323 amino acids)
Biological process (GO): immune response
Cellular component (GO): external side of plasma membrane
Source: RefSeq, a predicted model, not a curated record